AAAACAGAACAGCACCAGCAGAGAUAAUUUCUCACCCCUGCUUGUUCAAGAAGGGAUGGAGAGCAGCUUUAGUUGCUCAGCUGACCUCUGACGGCACCAUAGUAACUGUAACAUGACAGCAGUGUUUGGUAACGCUCCCCGGUCAGCCCGGGCGAGAAGAAGACUGACUCUCUGGGUCUUUAAUGUGUCUCCAUGGAAACCAACAUCAACAGUGAGGCGAGGUUGUCGUCUGCAGCUGACUGAAAACAACAUAAAAACUGAAGUACAGGGAUGACGUCCAGGCAGACGGCGGCCUCUGAGGCUGCACUGGUUCCUCCGUUUCUGGGCAAACAGAGAUGCAACGUCACUUUUGUCGUGGACAGUUCAGAGAGCAUGAGAGCUGCUCUGGGGUCAGUGAAACGCCUGCUGAUCCAGACCCUGCUGACAAAGGCUUCACUCAGGGACUCUCUCUUCAACAUCAUGACGUUCUCAGGCAAGUUGGCCUGCUGGUCCCACCACAUGCUGCCCUGUGCUCCUGACACAGUGUACAUGGCUCUGUCCUGGAUCCACUCCAUCAGCUGCAGCCCCGGCAGGGACCUCCUGGCCGCCCUGAGUGUGGCCCUCACCGACCCCGCCUGUCACGCCAUCCACCUGCUCUGCACGGACCUCCCCGACCAGCCGGAGGCCGUGCUGGCAGCCCUGCCCGCUCUGGCAGGCGGGAGGCCUGUGAACGUCUUCUACCUGCAGGACUCAGGAGGUCAGCUGGACAGCAACACCAGAGACUACCUGCAGUGUUUGACCCACGCCACAAGAGGGAGCUGUUAUGUGAUUCCAGUUGGUUUGGAUGGCGUGCUGAAGAAGGUGGUUCCUCUGUAUGUGGUGGAGAAUCAAUCAUCAGCAGCAACAAUCUCUCCAGUUAAGUUUUGCUGUCCGUCCACUUCAGUCUUAAUCCCGCACAACGCGUCAUCACCUCUGCUCAGGUGCAGUCUGGGUAAUCCAUGCAUGCUGUCCAAUCAAACCAUGGGCGGUCCAGAGUUCUUCCCAGGAUGCCGAGUGCUGGCCAGGAGGGAGGUGGAUGGCCUCUACUACCUGGGAACUGUAAUACAGCAAGUACAGGGUCGUGGAGGAGUUUGGGUUGUCGAGUUCGACCAUCCAGGAGGUGCUGUCGGUUUGGGUGUCGUCUCCUCCCAGAGGCAGCUGGUUUGCUCUCUCGACAUGGUGAACCACACCAGAGCUCACACACACUUUCGCCUGGUACCUGGUGAUGCUGUGCUGUCGCCAUGGGAACCAGAUCUGAGAAGAUACGGGCCGGGGAGAGUGAUGGUCGCCGCCGAACGCAGAGAUGGUUUUGGAGUUGAUGGAGUUACGAGCGUCCGGGUGCUGAUGUGGAACCGCUCUGUGAUUCUGGUUCCCAGCAGCCUGGUUUGGCCCAUUUCAGCUCCUCAACAUGACAGAAUAGUCCGGGAGCUCCAAACACCGACAUCAGCCUCCAGUCGUUGCUGCAGCUGGCUUUGUGCUCGCAGCUCCUCCUGCUCUCCCCAGAUGUUCCGCACCGACUGCUGUCCGUCUUCAUCGCGCUGCUGCUCAGCCUCAAACUUAUUUCCACCCAGCUACAGGUCCAGCUUCGGGAGAAUGGAUGGAGUAGAAAGGGCAGAGCUGGACAAACAUCUGGACCUCAAAUAUACAGAUGUGAGAAGGAGUGACCCCGAGGUGCCCUCCUCCUCCUCCUCCUCCUCCUCUUCAUCUCUCUCUGAGGAUGAGAGCAAAGCAGUGAUGCUGAGGAGUGAUCAACAGCGUCCUCCCUGGAGAUACUGGAGACAAACUGGUCCAGAGCCACAACACAGACAGCCAGGGAGUUCGGUACCGAGGAGGACAUCGCAAUCUGUGAGGUUCAGCUUCCCUGUUCCUCAGAUCAGUGCCUCGCCCAAUCACAGCUCUCUGUUUCAGUCACUUCCUGGUGCUAAAGGAAGAAGAGCGAACAUCAGAGAUGUUUUUGGAACCACCAGCUUCAAACCUCGACCACCAGCGGGACUGCGGCCUUUCUCUGGCAACAAUGCUACUACUGUUUACACAUAAUAUGUCAGUGUGCCAAUGAAACCUCAACAUUAACAAGAAAUUGAUAAAAAAAACAACACUUUAUUUAUAUACACUCUUGCGGCAUAAGUGCAGGUAAAAAUAUUGUAAAGCGGAUUACAUGAUGUUCUAGGACACAUGAUUUGCAUAAUAAAAUAUAAUAUAAAUAUGGCUUCUCAAUGUGGUGCAAAUAAA
This is a messenger RNA of Sebastes umbrosus (honeycomb rockfish), 2247 nucleotides long. It is a transcript of the gene c4h11orf16, whose product is annotated as chromosome 4 C11orf16 homolog. Lineage: Eukaryota; Metazoa; Chordata; Actinopteri; Perciformes; Sebastidae. Bases 271 to 2055 code for a protein of 594 amino acids. The record is from RefSeq and is a predicted model, not a curated record. The transcript is spliced from 8 exons.